GUUCAGAGGGUCAGCAGUCAUUGCUUCGAUUCGAGUUUCAGACUUGCCUCCAGUAUUGGGACCCAGCGGGAGGUAGAUUCCGUGUUUGAGAUGCCAAAGGAAUCUGUCUUUUGAUUCAGGGUUCAUCACUUAAAGUUUAGGUAGCAGUUGCCAUCAUGCUCAAAGCUGUGAUCCUGAUUGGAGGCCCGCAAAAGGGGACCCGGUUUAGGCCUUUGUCUUUUGAGGUGCCCAAACCCCUGUUUCCAGUAGCGGGGGUCCCUAUGAUCCAGCAUCACAUUGAGGCCUGUGCCCAGGUCCCUGGGAUGCAGGAGAUUCUGCUCAUUGGCUUCUACCAGCCUGACGAGGCCCUUACCCGAUUUCUAGAGGCUGCCCAGCAGGAGUUUAACCUCCCCAUCAGGUACCUGCAGGAAUUUGUGCCCCUGGGCACAGGAGGUGGUCUCUACCAUUUCCGGGACCAGAUCCUGGCGGGGGGCCCGGAGGCCUUCUUUGUGCUCAACGCUGAUGUCUGCUCCGACUUCCCCUUGACUGCUAUGUUGGAUUCCCAUAGACACCAGCCUCACCCUUUCUUGCUCCUUGGCACCACGGCUAACAGGACACAGUCCCUCAACUAUGGCUGUAUUGUAGAGAAUCCACAGACACAUGAGGUCCUGCACUAUGUGGAGAAACCCAGCACCUUUGUUAGUGACAUCAUCAACUGUGGCAUCUACCUCUUCUCCCCGGAAGCCCUGAAGCCCCUUCGGGAUGUCUUCCAGCGAAACCAGCAGGAUGGGCAACUCUGUCUUCCUCUGGGGGAGGACUCCUCAGGCCUGUGGCCAGGGGCAGGCACCAUCCGCCUAGAGCAGGACGUGUUCUCCGCCCUGGCUGGGCAGGGCCAGAUCUAUGUGCACCUCACUGAUGGUAUCUGGAGCCAGAUCAAGUCCGCAGGCUCAGCCCUCUAUGCCUCCCGCCUCUACCUGGGUCAGUACCAGCUCACUCACCCAGAACGCCUGGCCAAGCACACUCCCGGGGGUCCACGAAUCCGAGGAAAUGUUUACAUCCACCCCACAGCUAAGGUGGCCCCAUCAGCCGUGCUGGGCCCCAAUGUCUCCAUUGGGGAGGGGGUAACCGUGGGCGAGGGUGUGCGGCUCCGCGAGAGCAUUGUCCUCCAUGGGGCCACACUGCAGGAGCACACGUGUGUCCUGCACACCAUUGUGGGCUGGGGGAGCACUGUGGGGCGCUGGGCCCGUGUGGAGGGUACUCCCAAUGACCCCAAUCCCAAUGACCCCCGAGCACACAUGGACAGUGAGAGCCUCUUCAAGGACGGGAAGCUGCUGCCUGCUAUCACCAUCCUAGGCUGCCGCGUCCGGAUCCCUGCUGAGGUGCUCAUCCUGAACUCGAUUGUUCUACCACACAAGGAGCUGAGCCGCAGCUUCACCAACCAGAUCAUCCUCUGAGGGGGACUCCCAGAAGGCACCCCCCCCCAACUCCCAACUCCUACCUGCUCCCCUUGAGGCUCCUUCCUGCAGGGCCGGCCUCUGUCCAAAAGGACCAGAGGAAGGCAGGCAGGAUCUUCACGUGCCAGGCGCAACGUGGGUGGCUGGGGGACUCCUGGCCUCCCUCUUCAGUCCCUAAUAAACCUGGGUGGACCUUGGAGCCAG
Molecule: messenger RNA, 1637 nt
Organism: Lontra canadensis (Northern American river otter)
Lineage: Eukaryota; Metazoa; Chordata; Mammalia; Carnivora; Mustelidae
Gene: GMPPA
Product: GDP-mannose pyrophosphorylase A
Exons: 14
Coding region: 156-1433 (425 amino acids)
Biological process (GO): biosynthetic process
Cellular component (GO): cytoplasm
Molecular function (GO): transferase activity
Source: RefSeq, a predicted model, not a curated record